This is a messenger RNA of Trypanosoma conorhini, 4194 nucleotides long. RefSeq names its product putative Unc104-like kinesin. Lineage: Eukaryota; Euglenozoa; Kinetoplastea; Trypanosomatida; Trypanosomatidae. The record is from RefSeq and is a predicted model, not a curated record. The transcript has a single exon. The coding region runs from base 1 to 4194 and encodes 1397 amino acids. Gene Ontology annotation, biological process: microtubule-based movement. Gene Ontology annotation, molecular function: microtubule binding; microtubule motor activity; ATP binding.
AUGUCGAUGCAGCGGUACAUGCUGAGCGCCAGGCACCGCGAGUCUGACACGCCCGCGCCUCCCCCGCGUCCGCCCUCGAGGCCGCGCGGGGGGCGGCCUCUGAGCUCGGGGUCUGCCACCGGCCGGGCAACGCCCCGUGGCGGCGGUGAGGCCGUCCACGUGGUGGUGCGUGUGCGGCCGCCGUCCCCCAGUGAGUCCGCGCAGGAGCUGGUGGUCACGAUGGAUCCGUCCCGCGGAAUCGUCGUCGUCAAGGACAGGAUGGAGGGCCAGCGGAUGUUUUCCGUCGACAUGCCUGUCUGGUCUUGCGUGGGGAAGGCACUAGACGGCUCCACGCCGGUGACGCAGUCCGCCUUGUACGAGCGGGUUGGGCGACCGCUGCUCAGGCACGCGCUUGACGGCUUUAACAGCACCUUGGUGGCGUACGGCCAGACAGGGAGCGGGAAGACGUACACCAUGAUGGGCGAGGGCGGCGCAGCCGUGACGCAAGACGGCGAGGACGUGCUCAAUAGCAGUGAGGAGGGCAUCAUUCCGCGCCUCUGCCGGGACAUGUUUCAAGAGAUUCAAAGCCGCUCAUUCACCUCCGCUACCGGAGAGACCAUCAGCUGGGAGGUGCACGUCUCCUUUGUGGAGGUGUAUUGCGAGAAGAUCAGCGAUCUCUUGAACCGCAACACUCCCGUCACCCUCCGUGACGACGCCGUUGGAAACGAAACAUACUUCUCCCUCGCUGGCGCGCGCCGUGUGCAGGUGAAAAACACGCUGGAUAUUUUACAGGCCCUAGCACUUGGGAACAGCUGCAGGAGGACGGCUUCCACUUCCAUGAAUGAGCGCAGCAACCGCAGCCACGCCAUCUUUGUUGUGGAGCUGACGGAGAUUUUAUCCUUCACCGACCCUGACGGCGAGGUGGCGAGUGCGCUGAGUAAAAGCCUGGUCAUCCGCCUCGUUGACUUGGCCGGAAGCGAGCGCGUCGGCGAGUCCGGUGUCUCCGGGCAACAAUUCAGGGAAGGCGUGGACAUCAAUCUCUCUCUGUUCACCCUCGGCCUGGUGAUUGAGUCUCUCUCCGACCCCGGGAGGCGCAACAUCAAGCCCCCGUACCGCGAGAGCACGCUGACGAAGAUACUCAAGGACGCGUUUGGCGGCAACAGCAAGACGACAAUGAUAUGCACCGUAGCGCCCGCCAAGGCCCACCGCUCGGAGACGGUGCAGACGCUGCAAUAUGGCGCCAGGGCACGCCACGUCGUGAACAGGCCUCACGUCGAGGAGGACCCAUCCGCCAUCGAACUGCGCAAAGCGAACGAGGAGCUGUUGCGGUUGCGUUGCCAGCUUUCUGAGACUCAGCAGGGGAGUAGACAGUACCAGGACCUUGUGCAGCAGCUGGAGAGGGCCAACAAGCGACUGCGGCAGGAGCAGGGGUUGUCGCGACGCCGCAUGGCCCUUUUCGCAAAGAAGGAAGAGGAACUGGCGACGUACUUCCGCAAGAUGGAGGAGGAGCGGGGGCGGUACGACAGCAGGCUCCAGGAGUUGGCCGCUGAGGUGGAGCGUGCCAAGGUGAAGCAACAGGAGAAGGAGCGGCAGCUGCGCCAUGCGCACCGCAGGGCCGAGGAGCUGGCAGAAGGGCACCAGCGCGAAAUUCAGAGCCAGCGCGAGGCGAUGGAGAGACAAUUCAAAUGCCAGACCAAGAACAUGCUUCAGAAGCAGCAGGCGGCGGAGGAGCGCAUGCAGCAGCUUGGCGGCAUCUUGAGCAGGCGCGUGGACGAGCUCGUUGAGACCGUGGAGUCCUUGAAGAAGGGGUUGAAGCGGAAGGAGCGUCUCGCCGCCCAGCGUGAGAAGGGGCUGCGGGAGGAAACGGCCUGCCGCGAGAGGGAGUUAAGCAGGAGGCUGUUGGAGGCCAAAGUUCUGAUAGAGCGGCUCCAGGCAAAGAUUGCAGUCAAGGAAAGCGACCUGACGCGUCGCAGAGAGGCCUCGCAGGAUGAGGCGCAAGCACGCGAGCUCAAACUGCGUGAAAAACUGCGGAAGGCGGAGGUGCAGCUGCAGCUGCACGGCACGGACGCCAAGAAGCAGUGUGAGGAGAUGAGUGCCCUUUACGAGAAGGAGCUGGCCAUACAACGGCAAGAAGUGGAGCUACAGGAGAUGCAGCAGGAGUCGGAGGCACGUGCUGCCGAGCGGGAGACGCACAUUUCGCGCCGAGAAGAAGCGCUUGCUGAGCAAGUCAAGAAGGUGGAGAAGCCCGCGUUUUGUGACCGGCACUCCUCCCCACGCGUGCAGUCUGAACCGCAACUCGGCCAGGGUUCUGUCGAUUUGGGUGUAAAGAAGCUGCCUGUGGUGGAAGAAGAAGUUGAAGCGAGUGACAAGGGCAACGCCAAGACUGAAGGCGCGAGUCGGCGCCGCGCACAGCUAGAAAAGACUCUUGCUGAGCGGGAGGCGGCGCUGCGACUAAAAAAGGAGGCCCUGGACGCACGGGAGGGGGGGCUCCGCCGGCGACAGCCGCAAUGGGCAAAAGAGGCCACGGCGUUGGGCCCGCACGCAAGCGAAUCUGCCAUGGCGGGUGUUGCUUUAGAUGCCGAGGCGAGGAGUGAGGCGGCGACAAUGCUUGAGGCCGAGCUGAAGACCCGCCUUGCCAUGGUUGACGGCGACGCAGAAAACCUCGCGGCAUGCCUGCGACUGGGCGAGGAGGCACUGCGGCGCCGUGAGCUGUGGGGCGUGGACUACGCAGAGGGGCACGCGCGGGCCGCGCUGAAGAGGCACGAGGACGGCGAACUGGGCCUUAUCCAGCGACAGAUGCACCUCGAAGGGAAUGAAUUGAGGGUGUCCCGAUACGAGCGAAGCGUAGAACUCUUGCGGCAGAAACAUCUCCGUCAACACGCGACUUGGUCCAGUUGGGUACAGGAGUUCUUUUUUGCCAUGCAGCAACGGUCCCGUGCGAUGCUCGAAUCCUCGCGCACUGGUGAGUACGAGCUUCUGAGGCUCCUUGAGGGUGCCGCGCGUGCGUCACGCCUGGGCACGGCGCAGCCUGAGGCGUUGGCUCCGGCGGGGGGCAUCGAGGCACACGAGGCGGUUUCCCGUGCGGAGUUGCAGCGGCGUGAGGAAGCGCUUACCGCGGAGCAACGACGCCUGACGCAGCGCAUCCUUUCCUUUAAGCAGCUGCAGCAGCAGCGGGAGGAGGACUUCUACUGGAAGGAGGAGCAGGGAAAGGCGUACCUGCGUGAGCUGGAGGCGGCGGGCCGCGAACAAACGGCGGAGCACCGCCGGAUCGAGGCGGAACUCGCGGCGGCUCGCCAGCAGCUGCGCAGGCGAGAGUCGGUCCUCGAGGGCCACGUAAAGCGCACGCAGCACCUGCUGAAGGAGCGGCAGGCGGCAGGAGAAGCUAAUGACAUUAAUACCUGGGAGAGGACCGAGGGCGAGUACAUUGAUAAAAUGCAUGAGUUGUUGCAGGGCGAGCUGAUCCAGCACGGCGUCGCAGGCGAAGGCAGUCAGGCAGACGCCCAGAAUUUGCUGAAGCUAAAGGAAGCCGAACUUCGUGAGUUGGGGGCUCAAAUGCGCCGUUACAUUAAACAGCUUCAUGCGGAUGAGGAGCGAUGGCAAAACCGUGUCGCUGCCGAGGAGGAGCGGAUGCGCAUGUAUCUUCUAUCACUAGAGGAGGAUGAGUACAUGGACGUGCCGGGGGAGGCGCCGUUGGGGGAGGCGGCUUGCCAGCUUCUGCAGGAUACUGAGGAGCGGGAGCGCAACCUGCAGCGGAUCCAAGAGCAACGUGUACAGCAGCGGGCCGCCGACCUCGCACGCCGCCUUGAUGAGGCGGUCUGCACCGCGGUAGACGGCGAGCGGACGCUGUUGGACCAGGAGAGCGACCUGCGAGCACAGCUUGAAAAGAACGAGGAGGUGAAGCGACGUAUUCAGCACUACGAGCGCGAGCUUCAGCGGCAACGCCGCAACUACGCUGACCUGCAGAAGCUGCUGGGCGACCGUGAGAGGCUCCUGCUGCGCGAACAUGCGCAUCGGCUGAGCGGCAAGGACAGCGCAGCGCAGCUGGCCGACGACCUCCUCGGCGCGAAUAAGUUCCUCCAGUCGCAGCUAGAGGUCUGGAUUCGGAAGUACAACGUACUCAAGACGGACGAAAAGGUGGAGUGCGAGCGGUGCUCGUGGCAGAACACGCGUGACGCUGUGGUGUGCCGUUGCUGCGGCAACCCCCAGCUAGUUUAG